Neoarius graeffei (lesser salmon catfish) is the source of this 955-nucleotide messenger RNA. It is a transcript of the gene rnaseka, whose product is annotated as ribonuclease, RNase K a. The transcript has 3 exons. The record is from RefSeq and is a predicted model, not a curated record. Bases 108 to 413 code for a protein of 101 amino acids. Gene Ontology annotation, molecular function: RNA endonuclease activity. NCBI's taxonomy places the organism in Eukaryota, Metazoa, Chordata, Actinopteri, Siluriformes, Ariidae.
UCUUUGCAAAGUCAGCUGACUAUUGACAGAAGCUGGAAGAAGUUUGGGGAAACUAUACAUGAUAAAAGGUUGCUUUUGGGCGCACUGUUCUGAGAAUAACUUUGAAAAUGCCUUCUUUUAUCUUUUGUGGUCCGAAAAUGGCAACAUGUAUGCUGGUGUUGAGUAUGUGGGGAGUCAUUAUGCUGGCAAUGCUGGGGAUUUUCUUCAGCGUUCAUUCGGCUGUGCUCAUUGAGGAUGUGCCAUUAAAUGAGCAGGACCAUCAAGACACUUCGCGUACACUGCAGAGUGUUUAUGCUGUCUAUGACCAAGUUGGCUACAACUGCUUCAUCGCUGCAGGAAUCUAUGUGGUGAUUGGAUUUGUGUCUUUCGUUCAGGUCCGAAUGAAUAAGCGGAACAAUUAUCUUGUGCGUUAGCACCAUCUGGUGGGUGGAGACACUUGUACUCCUUGAAAAUGAUUUUACUGUAUUAUCUUGCUGAAUUUGAUUGAACAACCAAUAUUUCCAUAUUACAGAAGGAAAUUUCUGUUGGUAUUUUAAAAGUAAUCAGAGCCAAAUGUUGCAUUUUCACUGUUCCUUUUCUCUUGGUAAAUUAUUCUCAGGUUUAGAGCUUGAACAAAAGCAAGCCUCAGUGUGGGACUGAUAUUUAUGGAAGGAUGAUUGUUGUAUUUAAUAUUGUGCCUCAUUGCCUUCUACACAUUUUCUCACCAUGUUUACUGAAGUCCAAAUUCUUUUAAAUUAAGGAUAAAAAAUGUGCAGCUGUCGGCUUGACAGUGAACAGAAUAUAAAAAAUAUAUAUAUAUAAGACCACGUUUGGACAGGAUUUAUGUGCAUAUAAAUACAAAGUAGAAAUGACCAUUAAUGUCUGUAAAUUUUAAUUUUGUAUGACCUAUUAACAAGUUACUAUCUUAUUUGUAACACUUGAUUACUUACAGAAAUAAAAAAUUUUGUAGUUCCUA